GCCCGCAGCGGUGCGGCGCCGCAGAGCCGGAGCCGGAGCCCCGCAGAGCUCGGCGGCCUUACCCGGCCCCAGCGAGCUGCAGCGCGCCCGGAGCCUGCCCGCGGGGGAGCCCGGACGCCUAGCAGCUCCAAGAACCAGAAAAAAGAGCUUUCAGGAUGCCAGAGCCAGCGAAGUCCACUUCUGCCCCCAAAAAGGGCUCCAAGAAAGCCGUGACAAAGACCCAAAAGAAGGGUGAUAAGAAGCGACACAAGAGCAGAAAAGAGAGCUACUCCAUCUAUGUCUACAAGGUGCUGAAGCAGGUCCAUCCCGACACCGGCAUCUCCUCCAAGGCCAUGGGCAUCAUGAACUCCUUUGUCAACGACAUCUUUGAGCGCAUUGCGGGUGAGGCCUCGCGCCUGGCGCACUACAACAAGCGCUCCACCAUCACUUCACGGGAGAUCCAAACGGCCGUGCGCCUGCUGCUGCCCGGCGAGCUGGCCAAGCACGCCGUCUCCGAGGGCACCAAGGCUGUCACCAAGUACACCAGCUCCAAGUAGCCUAGCACUUCUUCUCCAGUGGGCCCACUGAGCGCAGGCACGGGUAGGCAGCUAUGGUUUGGAUGAACCUCACAGCUAUUCUCCAUGGCAAUGGACAGACUUGAUAUGGGCAUUAGAAGCUGGCUAGUGGAAGAGGAGGCAGCAAGAUGGAUGCUGGCUUAUUUUCAUUAUGAGUUCAGGACGUGCUACAGGUUCCGCACGCUGCACCUCAGGCGAUGCUGGGGGAGGAGGCCUCUGCUUUCACAUCUCAUCUGAAGGACUGGCUGCAGCAUAUCCAAAUUCUCCUCUGUGCUUGAUAAACAUGCAUGUGUGGUGCUGGCCAUGGUGGCUGGCUGCUCCAGAGAUAUUGCCUCUGAUGUCUUCCUGGCUGCUUUCUUACAGUCAUCCAAGAUGGGCACCAAGAAGACUGCACUGUACCCACUCUGUGAUAGCCCAGAUCCAUCCUGUUGUACAGCAAAACAGCCUACCCGUGCAGGUCAAGCUGACAUCAAUGGCCACAGCAACCACCAGGCACAGACCGCAGAGUAAAAUCCAUACUGAUCCAGCAGAGAUCCUCCUUGGCAACGGUGUGCAAGCCCUCUGUUAAGGAUGCUGUGAUAAUACCAUGUGCUGCCCCUCCUCGUUGCUCCUGAUGGAGGAGGACCGAGCAGGCUGGUGGCACAGGCAUGUGUGGCCUUACCCACCAGGAUGCCAGAGCCACCAGCUGCCCUCCAGCUUGUGCCAAAGCAUCUGGACAGACAAGGGGAAUGGUGGGACCCGGUCGUUACCUCCUCCAGCUGCUGCUUUGCCCAGUUUGAGACCUACUUCAAUGUGCAAGACAUCGCUAAUGCUGCUGCUUUUUGGAGACUUUUUCCUGCCUAUGUGCUCCCUUUCACCGUGUUCACUGUAAGGAUGGACUAAUGGGUGCUGUCCAAGGGGCUGUGGGCAGCUCACCUUGCCCCCGCCUUCCCUGCUUUGCUCACCUGCUGGCAAGCAAAACAAAGUUGGGGCUGGGUGAAUAGGUAGGGACACUUAAAAUAUCACAGCAUCCCACUAGUAUUUCACAGAUGAAAUCAUUUUAAGCUACUUCAGAUAUUCCCCAUGGCUUCUCAAAAUCUACAUCAAAAUCUACAUUAAGGUGAGCAAUAAUAAAAUCCCUAUAAAGCCAUAGAGAUUAGUGGAGGAAUGUCUCAGUUACAAGUUUAGCAUGCCUGGACUGCUGGGUAACACGAAGAGCAUGUGUAGAAAAGCUUCCUACUCAAAACACAAAAUUAGCCAACAUUGAAAAAAGUCAAAAUUUCUGGUAGGCUGUAGCACUUUCAGAUCAAAAAUAUUCAUGCCUAAAUUGCUUUUUGCAAUUUAUUCUGUAAAUAAAAAGAGCAGCAAAGACACAGGAUCCAGAACUAAUACAGGUGCUCUCCAAAAUUCGUUCCUAAUGAUAUGAUAAAUUCCUACCCCUAAAUGACAAUCUUGCGGUACAUCUCUCGUUUUCCGAUACUUUUUAUCUCCAUCUUGUUUCUUUUCCCUUUGAGAAUGAUGGGGACCCUUGUCAUGUUGCUUUUGGAGAUGAAGAAUUCUGCAUGUCCAGAAGAUUCAGUUGGCUGAAGAGGGUGCUGCAGAAUCCACUUGGCCUGAGGAAAGGAACACUUCGCUUUUGCCUGUGCCACCGAGAGCUCCUCAGAAACCCAAGAGCAGCGUGAGCUCCCAGGAGCUAAGGACGGGUGGCAACCUACUGUUUGAACACCCCACACCCAAAAAUAGGCUCUCCUGCUGUGCUUUGCUCAGUGAUAGGACACAGCAGGGUUUUCAGCCACAUUUCAUACAGUAAUUCUGGCAGGAAUCACUAGCAGUGUCUUUCAGAAAGCACGAGCUGGGUCUCAAGACACCAGCACCCACAGCAAGUAGCUCCCAGCAGCAGCUGUAUUUGGUAGCAGAAAUCCAUCACCAACUUCAACCAUUUCCUCACAGCACUUUGGAAGAGACAACUUAGCACUUCCUUUGGUUUUCCAGUUAAAUAGUCAGAAUCAGAUACCAAAGAUGAAAAUGUACCUGCACUGUCGUACCUGCACUGUUGAACCACCGUCACUGCCCCCUCUCCCAGCAGAAGUCAGAAAGCAGAGGUUGUAGAGGGGGAAUAAGGCUGUUUCAGAGAGGAGAAGUGGCAAUUUAAGACUGCAGAAGUACUUGAAGGCUUAAGGGGGUUUUAUGUUAUUUAACGCCUGGUGGCUGUGACUGAUCAUCUCCAUCCACUUACAGCUUAGGCUGUCAUUUCACACAUAAUUUGCUCCUCACUCUCCCUUCAUAUCACUUUCUAUUUGCCCCUGACAACCUGGAGGAGAGGACUGAGGAACUGAUCCAGGUUAAAAUGAAACUUUUUUUUUACUCUUGCAGGGUUCAUUUUAACCCAGUUCUGGUGGCUGCUCUGAUUUGUCACUGUCACACAGACACUUGUGGCAGCCAAGGGAGGGCUGAGCUGGGAGAGGCAAGGCUGCCAUCAGCUGGGACGUCCUCAAAAGUAGUUGUGAAGUCAGCGGUCAUAGUGUCCAAGCACAAGUGACAAAAGGAAACCUGCGUCUCUGCCAUCUGUGCAGGCUCACAGUCACAGCAAUUCAAUGGGAGCUAUUUUGGCUGGGAUGGGCUCGGACUGAGCCUUAGAAAGGCUUAGAAAACAGAAAAUGGUCUAAAAGUGGAAGGAUCAAAGCAGCAAUUGUCCACAUACUAAACAUUGGUGUGGCGUAUUCCACAGGUCCUUGGUAAGGAGGUGUUCUGCAGAAAAGAGGGUUUCAUGCUUGUGGAUCUGUGCUUUUUAAAAAGAUUUCUUUUCAGCUCUGGAACUGAUAAAACACUUUACAAAUGAAAAUAAUAUGCCUAGCCAUGCUGCCCCUCCUGAUUCCUACUGCAUCAAUAGAAGCAUCUUUUGGACAUUCCCAUGUUUUGCCAACAAAUAAAAAAAAAGGAACUGCAUUGAAGGUUGGAAACAGAAACUACACAGAGUAACAUAGCGUUGAUGUUAACCCCAUGGAGGUCACUGCACUGAGUUACUUCGUUUUAUGUACAAUUUAAAAGAUAAAGCUAGUUGCAAUAGACCUACUUCCUAGGGAGGACCCCGCUUCCCCAGAGGGACUUGAAGACCACCCUUCACAGCAGACCUAAUCCUACAGAAGGACUGAGCGGCUGCGUGCAGUGUCUGGAGGUUUCUCCACACUCCGGACAGGUGGAUCUUCAGUCAAGGAUAGGAAAUGAGUGACAGCACACAGAGGAGGAGGGCCUGUCUUGGAGGUCACUGUGUGUGCUAGGAAGCGAUGCCUGACCUGAGACCACCCUUGGGACAGAGUUGCCCUUGUGUCCCCACCACACCCAGCCAAGCUUGGCAUGGCUUGUGCACAGCCCCGAGCCCUCCUCCCACCACAGCAUCUCCUGAUACCUUACAUCCAGAGCAAAUUGUUUACAGGGAAAGGAAGAAUGUGAUAUAAACCAUAAAAAUCACCUGCUGCUAGGAUUUGGGAAGUUCCCUGGGACCAGCACCUGGGGAGCAAUCUUUCAUGCUUGCAUCCAUGCAUGGUAUCUUGUGGGCUUGUGUACCCAGAGUUUUUCUGACAGUAAGUGUUGCAUAAUGUACGGUCUGUGUUAUAUUACUGUUGUUUUAUGAGAUACAUUGCAGCUGAUUACCUGUUUUCUGUUAAACGUAUAAAUAAAAUGUAAAUGCAGACCUGUUGGAA
This is a messenger RNA of Numida meleagris (helmeted guineafowl), 4234 nucleotides long. RefSeq names its product histone H2B 5-like. Gene Ontology annotation, cellular component: nucleosome. The transcript is spliced from 2 exons. Bases 156 to 536 code for a protein of 126 amino acids. Lineage: Eukaryota; Metazoa; Chordata; Aves; Galliformes; Numididae. The record is from RefSeq and is a predicted model, not a curated record. Gene Ontology annotation, molecular function: protein heterodimerization activity; structural constituent of chromatin; DNA binding.